AAAUGAACCCAAGUGGUGUAGCCCAUGUGACCACCUGACGUCACACGAAAUGCAACUAUUUCCAAUCCAUUUUAAACAAUGUGAAGUAGAAACCAAGUUAUGAGGCAUUUUUUUUACAUCAAAUACAGUAUGUGAAAGUUAUGCUCACCUUAGGAAAUUUGAUUCCAACUUGUCGCCAAGACUGGAAAAGAUGGAUUCUUUUUUGUUCAGCGAUGCCCCCACCCCUGCCCGUCUCGCUCUCUCUCUGGCGCACACAUGGUGCACGCUCACCCUCUAACAUACCUUCCACGUCCUCGUUCCAUCUUCAUCCAUCUUCCCGCUCCCUCCUCCCCUUCCUUUCAGGGAGAUAGAUGGGAAGAAACGCUCCCGCUGAAUGCAGCGGACUCGCGCAGAAGGACAUAGCUUUUUCCCGCGCUGGGUUCCAUAAUAUAUCUCCUCCUCUUUGGUGCAUCUUGAAUUGUCUUUCAUGGAUGCACGGUGGGCACCGUGUAAUCAUUUAUCUCCAUUUAAUUUACUGACCGGAGGCAUCUGACUGGCGACACUGACUGGAUUUAAACCACCGAGCGAUGCUGAAGACGAGCCGGACUGAUGAGCUCAUCUCCGCUUUCUGGCUACGGGGGCGUUAAAGAUGCGGCUGGUGGACUGGGUCAAGGUACCUGUCUGAGAGUCACCCCUGCUUGGUUCGUCUGACUGAUCCAACAAACGCGUCUCUCUACGGACCACGACAGGGUUGUCUCCCCCCGCCCCGCACCCCCGUUGUUUCUCCCUUCUUUUUCCGAGAAUUGCAACUGCCACUUGCAGCCUGAAGAUGGAUAACUAUUCUACUUUGCAACUACAGUGUCUGGAAAUGACAACAAAAAGGAAGCUGAUUGGCCGGCUGGUGCCAUGCCGUUGUUUUCGUGGGGAAGAGGAAGUGAUCUCGGUGUUGGACUACUCUCACUGCAGCCUGCAGCAGGUCCCCAAAGAAAUCUUUAGCUUUGAGAGAACUCUGGAGGAGCUCUACCUGGAUGCCAACCAGAUUGAGGAACUACCCAAGCAACUCUUCAGCUGCCAGGCCUUAAAGAAGCUGAGCAUGCCUGAUAACGACCUCUCCAACCUUCCAACCACAAUUGCCAGCCUGGUUAACCUCAAAGAGCUUGACAUCAGUAAAAAUGGUAUCCAGGAAUUUCCAGAUAAUAUUAAAUGCUGUAAAGGCCUGUCAGUGGUUGAGGCCAGUGUCAACCCCAUCACCAAGCUCCCAGAUGGCUUCACGCAACUCCUGAAUCUGACUCAGCUCUUCUUAAACGAUGCCUUCCUGGAGUACUUGCCAGCUAACUUUGGCAGACUCUCCAAACUUCGGAUCCUGGAGCUGAGAGAGAACCACCUGAAAACCAUGCCAAAGUCUAUUCAUCGACUGACACAGUUGGAGAGAUUGGAUCUGGGUAGCAAUGAAUUCUCUGAAGUGCCGGAAGUGUUGGAGCAGAUUCAUAAUCUAAAGGAGCUGUGGAUGGAUAACAACUCUCUCCAGUCCAUACCUGGGUCACUAGGAAAACUUCGCCAGCUGCGCUACUUAGACUUAGCUAAGAAUCGUAUUGAGAAUUUGGACACGGAUGUUUCAGGUUGUGAGGCCUUAGAGGAUCUUUUGCUUUCCUCCAACAUGCUUCAGCAUCUCCCUGACUCUAUAGGAAUGUUAAAGAAACUUACAACACUGAAAGUGGAUGACAACCAGUUGACCUCACUGCCGGGAACUAUCGGGAGUGCGAAGCCCAAGCAAGGUCUUUGUCUAUUGGAGGAACUGGACUGUAGCUGUAAUGAGUUGGAGUCACUUCCUCCAACCAUAGGCUACCUGCACAGUCUCCGAACCUUUGCUGCUGAUGAGAACUUCCUCAUAGAACUUCCCCGAGAGAUCGGUAACUGUAAGAAUGUGACAGUGAUGUCACUACGCUCCAACAAACUUGAGUUCCUCCCUGAUGAGAUAGGACAGAUGACCAAACUACGAGUCCUAAACCUUAGUGAUAAUAGGUUAAAGAAUCUCCCGUUCACCUUUACUAAGUUGAAGGACCUGGCUGCUCUCUGGCUUUCUGACAAUCAGUCCAAGGCUCUGAUCCCCUUACAGACAGAAGCCCACCCCGACACCAAACAGAAGGUUUUGACCAACUACAUGUUUCCUCAACAACCUCGUCAUGAUGAGGAUUAUCAGUCGGACAGUGACAGCUUUAAUCCUACUCUGUGGGAGGAGCAGAGACAGCAGAGGAUGACUGUGGCCUUUGACUUUGAGGACAAGAAAGAAGAGGAAGACAACUCCGGGAAGGUCAAGGUGGAGAUAAACCUAAAACGCUAUCCCACACCUUACCCCGAGGACCUGAAGAACAUGGUCAAGUCAGUGCAAAGCCUCGUGGGUAAAAAUGUUCACACCGGCCAUGGUCACCAGCACCAUCUUAGCACAGGCACUGUCACCUCAGCAGUUACAAACAUGGAACUUACACACCAUAGUAAAGAGCCAUAUGAACCGCCAUGGCCCCUGCCACCUAAAGAGGUAACAGACAGAGAGAUGCAGGACUUCUCUCAGGCUCAGCUUAUGGAUCAGGGAUCGAUGCAUAACUCUGGCAUUGACAUCCCAAAGAGGAAGGACAAAGAGGACCUGACAGAGAGCUCAGAGGACUCAAUGGGCGGCUCACCCAAUGACAUCCGCAUCUCCGACAUGAGGCCCACCCUAGUGGAGCCAUCGAUGUACAAGCCAAAGGUGGUGCUGCUUGGCAAGGAUAAAAAAGAGUCUACAGACGAGGAGGUGGAUAAGCUCCACUGUCUGAAUCACAGUGGCUCCUCGGCCACCUACUCUGAUUACUCUCCCUCGGUGGGCUCCUCUGGUUCCUCCAACCCACCCGUUAACACCCACUCACACCCUCACUCUCACGCCCACCAACACAACCCUGCCCUGCCGGCACCCAACAAGGACCAGGUUCCUCAAACACACUGGACCAACAGGCUGGCCCAGUCUUUUCCGAAACCGAUUGACUCCAAGCCCCUGCUGUCCCAAAGAGAAACUCCCCCAUCAGGGACCAUUCAGCAACGUGGAGAUAGACGCCCGCUGAGCGAGCCUUUCGACUGGGCCGAGGCACCUCACUAUGACAACACUGGAUUUGAUGCCGAGGAGUCUCCCCUAGACCCUUCAUCAUCUAAUACGAGCCAGGGUAACCCGUCACUGGGUUCCAAACCCCGGAGCCAGUCAACACAUGGCCGCCGUCCUCUCCUAAGGCAAGAACGAAUUGUGGGCGUCCCGUUAGAGCUGGACGCACAGACACUCCCCUUUCACAACAACCAACGGACCACACAUGACAACGAAUCCCAAGCUUCUGUGCAAGCUUCCCAGAAUCCUUGGCAAAAUUGGACCCGCACCCCAAGCCCCUUAGAAGACAGGACAGCGUUUCCCUCCAAAUUGGACCUGACACCAACCUCAAGUCCAAACCCAGACCGCAAGGUGGUAGACCAAAGGCGGGAGCAAUCAUCAGGGCCUCUUCCUGGCAGCUGGUCAUAUCACAACAAUCAGGGGGAGCAAAACAGAAAGGACCAGCUCGCUGUCGCCGGGGGCAACAAGGUAACCGUGGUAAUGAGUAAAACUUCUGACCGACUGUCUCCAAUGAUGAAAGAAACAAGGUCCAAGUUUAAGAAAUCGCAGAGCAUCGAUGAGAUCGACAUUGGCGCCUAUAAAGUCUAUAGUAUUCCCAUGGACAGCUACAGCUCAUCCAUUGAGCAGCAGAGCAGUUUGGACCGCCAAGAGCUGCCAGGUUCCAUGGAGCAGACCAACAUGGCUCGGUCGCAGUCCGCACCUAUGUUAGAUGAGGAGCUUGGAGUCCCAGCGCAUGGCAACCAGAACCAGCAGGGGCACAACCAAAAACCUGCAGUCCCACAUAAAGCCUACCACUUUGACCAAAAUUAUAAUCCCCAGGUGACCAUGGACAGACGGGCCCCUCCUCCUUUCCCCAAUACACCAGAUUAUGUCAACCACUCAUCAAAAGCAUUGGACUACAUCAAUCAACCUGGGAAGACGUUACCUAAGGAGUUGGUGAGCCCUCGGUAUCGUGCUUACCCACCACUGGAGAUGUUCUCUUUCCCGCAAUCGCCAAUCGGUCAGGAUGGUUCCACCAGUCAGCAGCUCCAAUCAAUCCCAUCGCAGCGCUCUAGACCAGGGUUUUUGCGGAGAGCAGACUCAUUGGUAAGCUCUACCGAACUAGCUUUGUUCCGUAGAGUCCACGAGGCCCAGCAGGAAGCCCUGCAAGAAGCUCAAUACAGACAGCAACAUCAGGGGGACCCUCCUCUUUAUAGUCGGGCACUGGCUUAUUCCACCCCCAUGGACCAUUCUGCCAACAUGGUAGACAACCAGAGUCAAAUGAUGCACAACAAGAGAAAUGGACGCUACGAUGACGAUUAUCCCAGCUACCAGGAACAGAAGAAACCUAUGAUCGGUUAUCCAACCAAGAGCUUGACUCAACGUCGCCCCCUAUCUGCUAGAAGCUACAGCACUGAGACCUAUGGAGCAUCUCAGGCACGUCCGGUGUCAGCUCGUCCCACCAUGGCGGCCCUCCUGGAAAAGAUGCCUCCUGACUACACUCUGGCAACCUGCCCAGAGAAACCUUCUGAUGACACCAUCAAAGUACGACCUGUGGUAUCGCAGAAGCCUGAAGACAUCACCUCCAAAAUGCCCGCCGAUUGGAGGCAACAGCUGCUGAGACACAUCGAGGCCAAACGCCUGGAUAGGAGUGGUGUCCUAAAGCACAAUACGCUCACGCUGGGCAUGCUCUGUCAGGGCGGGGGUCACGGCCAGGGGCGCAGCAGUACUUUGAACUUUAACGUUUACAAUAACGCUAAGCUUGAGCCCCCUGCUGGCCGCUGGCUGCCACUACCUCCUCCUCCUUCUGCUGUUGCUAGCCCUUCCCAGCAGGCUGCCAUGCUGGAUAACGACCAAGAGGGUGUGUCAGGAAGCAAUCAAUGGGCUCCCUACUCACUUGGCAGGAGAGACGUCCCACCUGACAACCUCAUGAAAAAGGGAGGCCACUCUCACAACACGAUGAUUGUCACCUCGUCAUCCUCUUCCUCGGCCACGACACCUCACCGUAUGGUUGGCCAACAGGGUUAUGAUGGUGGAAUGAUGAAUAAGGGGGUCCAAUAUCAGCCAGGAAUGCCUUUAUCAGUCGUUCCGUCAGGAGGGCAAUAUCAAGGAAACGUGCCUCAAGCGCUUAACACUCCUGGCCAGGUCUACACAAGUGCUGGCCUGCCCAUGGCCCUCUCCUCAUCGGGAAACCAGUCCCAGUACAACCUGCAUACAUCCCACACAUCACAUCAGCCCUCACACCCUCCCAACAACCCCCAAUACCACAGCAAUCAGGGAAUGGUCCAUAACAACCAGGUUGUUGUGACGACCCACACCAACCCACGGCCUCAGAGCGCCCGUUGUCUUCUCCAAACUAAAGGCCAGAAGAGCACUGAUGGUUUCCAAGAACAGUUGUGUGUGAGAAUAGAGAAGAACCCUGGUCUUGGUUUUAGUAUCUCUGGUGGCAUCAGUGGUCAGGGGAAUCCCUUCAAACCCUCCGACAUGGGUAUCUUUGUUACUAGGGUACAGCAUGACGGGCCCGCUGCAUCUUGCCUGCAGCCUGGAGACAAGAUCCUACAGGCUAAUGGACAUAAUUUUGUACACAUGGAACAUGAGACAGCCGUCUCUCUGCUGAAGAGUUUCCAAAGGACAGUGGACUUGGUGGUUCUGAGAGACAUCAGCACCCCCUAAAAAUACCUUAAAAACAAAUGAGCAAACACACCAUCACUUAUGUGCUCGUCAUCACCCUGAAACCACCCGAGCUGCCCUCUUCUGGAGGCUGGUAGAACUGGAAAAAAAAAGAACCGGCUUAAAAAAGAACAAGAAGAAGAACAAUAUUUUUCGGGGAUUGCAGACUUUUUUUUUUUUUUGCCUAUUGCUGGACUCUAGGCAAUUACGUGUGCCAAAUCACAUAAACAUAUCGACGAUCUGAUCAGAGACGAGGGGACCUGCUCAAGCCCUGAAGGACCCCCCGAGGAAUGAUACACGUUGAGGCACCACGGGGCUGCUCCCAUUUGGAUUUUGUGUUUGAAUUAUGAAUUAGGCAACUAAGUGGUCAGUCUCCUUUGUUUGUUUGGUAACUAGAGAUCUACGACUUAAUUUUGAAACAUUUUUGGAUACCCUUUAUUGGUUUUCAUCUUGAGGUCUUCAUUAUUUUGAACACAUUUACCCUUUUGUUUUCAGUUCAAAUCAGAUUUUUUUCCCUCAUUAUCUAUUCUUUACUGCUGUUGUCCAUUACAAACUUCUGCCUCUAGUAUACUGAAAGUAAUAUUUAAAAGGAAAAAAAAUAUCUGCCUUGUGUACAUACAUUGAGCUGCAGCUUUCUGGAGCAUUCCUUCUGAGCCUGAAGUAAUUUUGUUCGUAGUGUUUUUCAAACCACAGGAUCAGUUAAAUGUCUUUCCUUUAUGAACAGGUGUUUUCUCCUUCGAGAUCAAUCACUGCAACUUUUUUUUCUCUUUCAAGAACUGCCUGCUGUGCUAGAAGAGAGCUAAAGCAAUAUUAACAUUUCUGAGCCGUUGUCCAUUGAUUUUUCCAGCAGAAUCUAACCUGUCCUGCAGUGCCAUCUAAUGAGCAACUCAAGUUAAUGUUUACACAUAAAAGACUGCAUAACAAAGUAUAUGCAAUGCUGCAUCCAUACUAUUAAUUUCGGAAUUCAGAUGCACUUAAAAUAAGCUCAUACACAGCUGCAUAUUAGGCGUAAUGUUUGUGUCACAUUUUGAACAUUUGUAUUGUUUUUUAAUGUCAUCACAUCUUUUUUUGAGAUGAUAAACACACAGCAUGCACUCAAAUCACAGUUUCUUAUAAACUGGACACAUUUGCGUUGUGGCAUCUCAGCUCUGUAGUGUACUGCAAAGAAUUAUUUUCUACAUUUGGUCCAGUAAGAACCCUUUCAUCCUCCCAACUGAUAUUUACACAGGCCCAAAAUACCAGAACUUACAUUUUUGCGGCCCACAUCUGGUCAACCCACAGCGCCAGAGGCAGCAUGGCUUCUCUGGGUGGGGCUACUGUCUGCAUGCACACAGUAUUUCACAAACCUAUGGCUUCCUAUUACUGUAUUCCCAUGCGAUCUAUUGGAGUGUGAUACCAACUAAACCGUGAUAAUAUUAAUUGUGAGUUACUCUUGAUCAUUGAGUGAUAUGAAGACUCGCCGAAAUGCUCAUUUCACAUCUCGAGUGGUCCUCCACAAGAUCCCACCAGCCGUACAUACAUAAACAAAUGCUCCACCAAGGCCAAACAGACCAUAAGCAGGCUCUGAUGGCUGUCCAGCAAUUCAACAAGAUAGCAACACUUGUGGUACGAGACAGCUUUGGAUCACUCCAUUGACCAAGCAAUGACUCCCAUUUUUGUGAUAAUGGCUGAGGAGGUAUUUAAAUGCCAGCUGCAAAUAGAUGCACCACACCGGUCUUUUAAGAAACACUGUAUUGUUAUUAUAACACACACACACACGUCCACACAGAUAAAAUAAUGUGACUGAUUGCACUUCAGAUUGCAGAAAUGCAAAAAAA
Messenger RNA from Hippocampus comes (tiger tail seahorse), 7572 nucleotides. It is a transcript of the gene lrrc7, whose product is annotated as leucine rich repeat containing 7. The record is from RefSeq and is a predicted model, not a curated record. Bases 809 to 5758 code for a protein of 1649 amino acids. The transcript is spliced from 33 exons. Gene Ontology annotation, molecular function: protein kinase binding. Gene Ontology annotation, biological process: cell-cell adhesion; embryo development; establishment or maintenance of epithelial cell apical/basal polarity. Lineage: Eukaryota; Metazoa; Chordata; Actinopteri; Syngnathiformes; Syngnathidae. Gene Ontology annotation, cellular component: postsynaptic density; adherens junction; postsynaptic membrane.